GUAAUGUUACUGUUACACACAACUCCCGUUAUUCCCUUUAUAUAUUUGUAAAUAACAGUGUCAAUACCGGCUUUCUUCACAUAUUUACAUUAGCUUGUAGCAGCUGUACAGUGAACGAAAAAUUUCUAUUGUGAAAAAAAUAAGUUAUCAUUAAGCAGGAACUAUUUUUAUACUACUUAAUCUGCUGAACAUUACUUUUGGAGAGAGAGUGCAGUUUGUGUGUUCAACUAUCACUAGGGAAUUAAUCAAUGUUUUCAGGAAUAUUAACAAUAUAUUUAUUUCAAAAGUGAUAUGAAAUUUGGAUUUAAAUUCUUUUCCUAAGUGAUAAUUGUGUUUGUGAUUUAGCAGUUUUCUCAGUUUUUAACACAAAAUAAGAGAUUUAUGUAUCAAAGAGGAAGUUAUCACUAAAUGUUGUUUGGACUUGUUACAGUUAUGUAAGGAGAAAAUUAUGAUAGGAUCGGGGAGAGCCCUCCAGGAAAGGACUUGCCUUCCAACCAGACUGUUGAAAAGUCUGGUGGACAGGACGGAGGAUCGUCACCAAACUCUCCAGAAAAAGUUCCCGCUAAGCCUCUCAGUACGGCGUGGGAAACAGCAAUAGGUGCUGCUACAGCAUCCACAAUGACACGAAAACGGGCUAAUGCACGCAAACAACAAACUCAAAAUGUGCGACCACAAAGAGCUUUAUUUUGUUUGACGUUAAAUAAUUCUAUGAGGAAACUAUGUAUUCGUGUAGUAGAAUGGAGGCCUUUUGAGUUUUUAAUUCUGCUGACCAUCUUUGCCAACUGUAUAGCACUGGCUAUUUAUACUCCGUAUCCAAAGGGAGACUCAAAUACAAUCAACCAAGCUUUGGAGCACGUAGAAUAUAUUUUCCUUGUAAUAUUCACAUUAGAAGCCAUAAUGAAGAUAAUAGCAUAUGGUUUUGCAUUACAUUCUGGUGCAUACCUACGGAAUGGCUGGAACAUUCUAGAUUUUAUUAUUGUAGUUAUAGGUAUAUUUAGUUUUGUAUUUAAAGAAUUAGACCUUAAGGGUUUUGACGUGAAAGCCCUACGAGCGUUUAGGGUGUUACGACCUUUACGUUUGGUAUCAAGGGCACCUAGUUUACAAGUAGUUUUAAAUUCAAUUGUGAGAGCUAUGGUGCCUUUACUUCAUAUAGCCCUUUUGGUGAUCUUUGUAAUUAUUAUAUAUGCCAUUAUUGGGUUAGAACUCUUCUCAGGAACAUUGCACAAGACCUGUUAUAAAAGGGAUUCAGGUGAAAUGAUGGAAGAACCACAUCCCUGUAAUUCAGAAGAAAAAGGAUUUAAUUGUGAUAAUGCCACCUAUGAGUGUCGAGAAGGGUGGAUAGGCCCUAACAAUGGAAUAACAAACUUUGAUAACUUUGGAUUUGCCAUGUUGACAGUAUUUCAGUGUAUAACUAUGGAAGGUUGGACAAAUGUUUUAUAUAAUAUAAAUGAUGCGGUUGGCAAUGAAUGGCCAUGGACAUAUUUUAUAAGUUUAAUUAUUAUUGGAUCAUUUUUUGUACUCAACUUAGUUUUAGGUGUUCUUAGUGGAGAAUUUUCCAAAGAGAGAGAAAAAGCAAAAGCGAGAGGUGAUUUUCAAAAGCUUCGAGAGAAACAGCAGUUAGAGGAGGAUCUGCGUGGGUAUUUAGAUUGGAUUACCCAAGCGGAGGAUAUCGACCCGGAGAAUGAAGAUGACAUAGAAGAAGGUGCUACUCCCCGCCAUAAAAAUGCCAGUGAAACAGCUUCAGACAAAACAGAAGAUGUUGAAAAUGGUGAAAUACAACAAACAUGGUGCAUUAGGAAAAGUCGUAGAUUACGAAAGUUAAAUAGACGUUGUAGAAGAUUAUGUAGAAAAUUAGUGAAAUCUCAAGUUUUUUAUUGGCUUGUCAUUGUGAUGGUGUUCCUGAAUACCUGUGUUUUAACAUCAGAACAUUACGGACAACCUGAUUGGUUGGAUGAUUUCCAAGAAGUUGCCAAUCUAUUCUUUGUUGUGCUAUUCACAUUAGAAAUGUUUCUCAAAAUGUACAGUUUAGGCUUCCAAGGCUAUUUUGUGUCUUUAUUUAACCGUUUUGACAGUUUAGUUGUGUUAUUCAGUAUAGUAGAAGCCAUCUUAAUAUUUACAAAUGUAAUGCCGCCAUUAGGAGUGAGCGUGUUACGUUGUGCAAGGUUACUUAGAGUAUUCAAAGCUACCAGGUAUUGGGCAUCACUGCGUAACUUGGUAGCGUCACUGUUGAACAGUAUGAGAUCUAUAGCCAGUUUACUCUUGUUGUUAUUCCUUUUUAUUGUGAUAUUUGCCUUAUUGGGGAUGCAGUUAUUUGGUGGGAAUUUUAACUUUGACAAUGAACCAAAACCUCGCAGUAACUUUGACAGUUUCUGGCAGUCAAUGUUAACAGUGUUCCAGAUCCUGACAGGAGAAGAUUGGAACGAAGUUAUGUAUAAAGGAAUUGAUGCUUUUGGUGGAGUGAAUAAGAUUGGUUUUCUUGUUUGUUUUUAUUUUGUUAUAUUAUUUAUUUGUGGUAACUAUAUAUUGUUGAAUGUGUUCUUGGCCAUUGCUGUUGAUAAUUUGGCUGAUGCUCAGAGUCUGACGGAGAUUGAGGAAGAGCAGGAGGAGGAAAAAGAAAGGAUGAGAUCUAUACGAAGGUCAAAAAGUAGAACACCUGAUGGAGAGAAAGAUAUGCAGCCUGAUGAAGAUGAGGGUGUAGGAGGGAUGAAUGAAGAAGGUACAGUGGAAUGUGAAGACUUGGGGAGGCUCUCCAGGAAACCAAGUGCAAGGUCAUCUAGAUCUUACAGGAAAGAUGACAGUCCUGAGCCACACAGAGUACGAAUGAAUAACAGCGAUGGAUCCCCAGGGGAGUUCCGUGACAGCCAUCAGAUACCCAUAGAGGGUAAUGAAGAAGAUGAAAAUCAGAAUGAUAUGGAAGAUGAUGAUGAGACAAUUGAUGAGGAAGAUGAAUCUCAUCAUUCUACAGCACGUCCUCGUCGUAUCACAGAAGUACCCAACGAAAAAGUCAAAAUGAUUCCAGAGGCUUCAUCAUUAUUUGUCUUCUCUAAAACAAACAAAUUCCGUAUAAUAUGUCACAAGAUCUGUAAUCAUCCAUACUUUGGGAAUGUGGUAUUAGCCUGUAUAAUAAUCAGUAGUGGUAUGUUAGCUGCUGAGGACCCACUAGGCUUUGAUAAAAAGAGAAAUAGUAUUCUGAAUAAAUUUGACUAUUUUUUCACCACUGUUUUCACUAUUGAAAUUCUCAUCAAAAUUGUAACCUAUGGUCUGAUAUGGCACAAAGGAUCAUUUUGUCGUAGUUUCUUCAACAUCUUAGAUUUGAUUGUAGUUGCUGUAUCAUUGAUAUCUUUUAUAUUCCAAAAUGAAACCAUAUCUGUAGUAAAGAUUCUUAGGGUGCUGAGAGUAUUGAGACCAUUGAGAGCUAUAAACAGAGCCAAAGGAUUAAAGCAUGUAGUACAGUGUGUGAUAGUGGCAGUAAAAACUAUCUACAACAUCAUGUUAGUCACAUUCCUACUGACCUUCAUGUUCUCCGUUAUAGGGGUACAGUUGUUUAAGGGGAAAUUUCACAAAUGUACAGAUGAAUCAAAAGAAAUACAAAGUGAAUGCCAUGGUAAAUUUGUAGUAUUCCCUGAUGGCACUAUUGAUAAUCCAAAAGAAAGAGACAGAGUCUGGACAAAUAAUGAGCUAAAUUUUGACAAUGUACAUUUAGCUAUGCUGACAUUGUUUACAGUGGCUACAUUUGAAGGAUGGCCACAAUUACUGUAUAUAUCUAUAGAUUCACAAGAAGAAGAUCUUGGUCCAAAGCACAACUUCCGUCCAAUAGUAGCUGUGUUCUAUUUUAUCUACAUCAUUGUGAUCGCUUUCUUCAUGGUUAACAUCUUCGUAGGUUUUGUCAUCGUCACCUUUCAGAAUGAAGGAGAACAGGAAUACAAAAAUUGUGAAUUAGAUAAAAAUCAGAGAAAAUGUAUAGAGUUUGCAUUAAAAGCCCGACCAAUGCGACGAUACAUACCAAAGGCGAGGUGGCAAUACAAGAUAUGGUGGUUUGUCACCUCGCAAGCAUUUGAAUAUGGAAUCUUUACACUUAUUAUGUUAAACACUGUUAUAUUAGCUUUAAAGUAUGACGGACAGUCAGAAACUUAUUCCAAAGCAUUAGAUUAUCUGAACAUGAUCUUCACUGGUGUAUUUACAAUAGAAUUUGUACUUAAACUUAUGGCAUUUAGAUUUAAGAACUACUUUGGAGAUCCCUGGAAUGUAUUUGAUUUCAUCAUAGUCCUAGGAAGUUUUAUAGAUAUUAUAUACACAGAAGUAAAUCCUGGUCAAGGUAUAAUUAGCAUCAACUUUUUCCGGUUGUUCCGUGUGAUGAGACUGGUUAAAUUGCUCAGUAAAGGGGAGGGUAUUAGAACACUCCUAUGGACAUUUAUCAAAUCAUUUCAGGCUCUUCCCUAUGUAGCACUGCUGAUAGUUAUGUUAUUCUUUAUCUAUGCAGUUAUUGGCAUGCAGAUAUUUGGGAAGAUAUCUAUAAAUAAUGAUGACAGUCAGUUACAUAGAAACAAUAAUUUUCAAACUUUCCAGCUGGCUGUUUUAGUUCUAUUCAGAUCAGCAACAGGAGAGGCGUGGCAAGAUGUCAUGUUGUCAUGUGUACAUAAACCUAACGUGUUAUGUGAAACAGGUCCACCUCCUGAUGAGUUGGUCAACCAAGUCAACAGCACUUUUACAGCAGCUGCUGAUGUUUGUGGAACAGAUUUUGCCUACUUCUAUUUUAUAUCUUUCUAUAUUCUGUGUUCAUUUUUAAUUAUAAAUUUAUUUGUUGCUGUCAUCAUGGACAACUUUGACUACCUAACAAGAGAUUGGUCAAUUCUAGGACCACACCAUCUUGAUGAGUUUGUUAGAUAUUGGUCAGAUUAUGAUCCAGAGGCAAAGGGCAGAAUCAAACAUUUAGAUGUAGUUACUUUGUUAAGAAAAAUAUCACCACCAUUAGGUUUUGGUAAAUUAUGCCCACACAGAGUGGCAUGCAAGCGCUUAGUCAGUAUGAACAUGCCUUUAAACAGUGAUGGUACUGUCAUGUUUAAUGCGACUCUGUUUGCGUUAGUUCGAACAUCGCUGAAAAUUAAAGUGGAAGGAAAUAUUGAUGAUUGUAAUGAGGAACUACGGAAAGUUAUUCUUAAAAUCUGGAAGAGAACAAAUCAGAAACUACUGGACCAAGUGGUCCCCCCUGCUGGUAGGGAGGAUGAUGUGACAGUAGGAAAAUUCUAUGCAACUUUUCUUAUACAAGAUUAUUUCCGACGCUUUAAGAAGCGUAAAGAACAAAUGCAGAAAAUCCAGAAAGGUCAAGAGCAUACUAAUGCCUUACAGGCUGGUUUACGUGCAGUUCAUGACUUAGGACCAGAAUUACGUAGAGCUAUUUCUGGUAACCUAGAUGAGGAAGAUUUCAAUGAAAAAGAUGUGGAGGAACCAAUGCAUAGAAGAAACCACAGCUUGUUUGGUAGUGUGAUGACAGCCAUAACUGGAGUCAACAAAACAGCAUUACCGAUUGCCGGCAAAACUCCUCAGUAUCUUGCUAAUCAAACGCCAAAAAUUAUUCCUGCCAAUUCUCACACCACUAUCUCACCACAGAAUUCAAUCAAUGGUAAAGUGACACCUGGUGGAUCCAGUAAUCACCUAAAUGUAGAAUAUCGUAAUGCUAUUAAUCGUUCACCUUCACCUUUAGCUCCAGUCAAAGUGUCGCCAAUUAUGUCAAAUGACAUGCGACGUCUCAGUCAUACAAGUGCCAUAUCUUCAGCCUCAGAUUCCUACAAAGAUGUUCAGCCUCAUAGUCCAGCUAGUCAUACGUCAGAUACGGAGACUUAUCCUCCUUCCUAUGAUGGUGCUAAUGACAGUCGAGGUCACAAGGGCAACAAUAUAAAGCCAGGGGCCUCAGAGCUCACCAAAAAGCAGGGCAUUUAUGUAUAUAGAGAUCUCCCACAAGAAGACAGUGAUUUUGAACGAGAGCAUACACCACCUACACCUCCACCAAGAAAACUCAGUCGGAAAGGAGCGUCGCUGAGACUGCGGUGUUUAGGAAAGCAGGAGAGUGACGAGAACCCUCUAAUGAAGAAGGUAGCAGAACCUCUCAAAUUAACACAAACUCAGGCCAUGGCUGUGGCUAGGAUGGCACCAGAUGGACAACCAAGACCUCUGGUACCAGACCAUAAGAGGACCCCACCUAAUUCUCCAGGCAGCAUGAGACAGUCUUACUUGUCACAAGGUCUUCAGAAACUUUUCCAAAGAAGAAAAUCCAAACCUCCAACAGCACUUCCAACGCAUUUAUUUACUCGAUCCAACUCCAUCUUUGAAGGGAAAAGUAUAGACUCCUCACCCAGACAGACAAUGCAUAGAGCCAGUGAUUCUGCAUUUAUGAAUGCCUCAUCUGGUGGUCCAUAUGCCAGAGGUGGAGCUAGAGGUCCACUCAUUAUACCAGACCAUGUGAUGUCCCAACAGCAGUCCAAUAGACAUGGAAUGUUUCCCUCGUCUAAUCUUAGGGGAAGUGCAGAAGAUCUCGUAAAUCAGGUGCUAACUGAGGAAGGUUUAAACAGAUACAUUGAUGCAAGAGCUUUACAACAAGAAAUAGCUGAGGCUGGCGACAUGACUAGGGAAGAAAUGAACAAUGCAGCUAGGCAACUUCUGCAAGGACAAAAGACACCAUAUUAUGAUCACCAUAUUGGUGGAUUCAAAGCUGAGGAGCUGAAAGAUUAUAAUAAAUAUUCUGACAGGAAGAAUCAGGAGAGUUUUGAAGAUGCUGAGGAACAAACGAGUCCCAAACGUGGUCAGCGUCCCCAUAGCUACAGGAAGUGAUAGAGGCAGCACUGUUAUAAGACUGGAUGUGUGCUCAGUAUUUGCAGGUCCCAAUGUUCUGUUAAAUACAGUAGGACUGUUGGAUAAUGCACUUCUCCUCAUGGUUGGAGGGGUUUUAUUUCUUUAGUUGUUUAUAAGAUCUGUUUGUUACAUUGUGAAUUAACUCUAUCCAAGUCACAACCAAAGCUUUUUAAAGAAAUGACAUUAAAAGUAGAGAAUUUGUGAUACACUUUCAUCAAAGCUUAUGGUUGUACAUGAAUUAUAAGCCCCAUGCCACUCUCAUAAAUACUUUUUAAAUUCAUAAUGCUUGAAGACAUACUUGCAUGGACUUAUAGAACAAAGUAAUUCCUUGUUCACACAUCGUUUAGUUUUUACACAUAGUCCCUUUCUACUUCAAAAGAAGUAUCAAUAAAUGUUUGUAGAGGACAAUAUAAAAAGGGGAAAUUUAUAAUUGGAACCCUUCUUUCAGUUCAUCAAUUGUACAAUACAUGAACUGAUUCCUUUCAAUGGUUAAUCAAGUUUUUUUUGGAAGCUGCUAGUUUAUUGUGAUUUUUGUUUUUCCUAUUGUCCCCAAUAUUUUGUUUGUUUUUAUAGAUAUUUUAUUAUACACAAUUGUACACUCACAAUUUAAUGUGUUUAGCACGUGAUAAGUCCCAGUGUUGUGACAGUAUACACAUUUUUCUUAGUUUUGUGAUCUCUGGAAUAUUUCUUGUGUUGUGUUUUUUUGUAUAUGUUUAUUUAUUAGUUACCUCUUUGUUUUUUAAUUUACAUACAAUAUGUUUAAUAUAAAGUUAAUUUACAUACAAUAUGUUUAAUAUUAAGUUAAUUUACAUACAAUAUAUUAAGUUAAUUAUUUAAAGUAUAAUUGAUUUGUUAAAUGAACAAAAAUGCCCUCAUAUAAUGUCAAAAGUGAAAUGUUAGGAUGAUGUCCAUCUUGAAUUUAAUAAAAGUAAACAUUUGAAGAAAGAUUCUGGAAUUUUUAAGAUCUGCAAGUUUUUUUUACAACAAAUUAAAAGUGAUAUAUUUUUUUUUUAAAUACAGAUAUUUUGGUCUCUGGGUUUUAGGGUUUUGAUGUUACUCUUACAUAAGAAUAAUGAAAGAUAGAAGAACAUAUCAAAAGGACAAGAUAUAAGAAGUUUAUAGCUAGAGAAGAAUGAACGGGAAGAUACUCAUCCUGAAAUCUACACAUCAAUUACCAGAGUCUAUCUUUAGUAGACUGAGUAUCUAAUUCUUACCAUUUAAUCUUCCCUUUCCUUAAAUUUACACAUCAAUUACCAGAGUCUGUCUUUAGUAGAGUGCUCAGAGACAAAGAACAACCAUAUUUGAUUGGUCUGUCUGAAGUAAUUGAAUGUUUAUUGUAACUGUACACAAUUUGACAGUUGUGGGUUUAAUUCAUAAAAUAAUAUCAUAUUCAUUGUUUUUAUUAAGCAGUCCAUUAAGAAAUGGUGCUCUUGAAAAAAAAAACAAUGGUUUAAAACCAAUCAUGUUUUGACUACUUCAACACCAUUAAUUACAUCACUGAUACAAGAUAACAUCACUGAUACAAGAUAACUGGUGAUUAAAGCAUUAUAUUCUUUGUUGUUUUUGUAUUGGUUGUUUAUAUGUUUCUCAUGUAAUUUUGUAUUUUAUAAAUCCAUCAUGCCUUCACCUAGCAAAUAUUGGUUCCAAACCAAACCCAUGAGUUGUGAAUCAUUCCACUUAAAAGAAUACAAAAGUUUCUUUUCCUGUUUUCUUCAUCUCAAAGAUUUCAUUUUUGUGAUUUAAAGAGAUCAAUAUUUAGUAGCAACAUUUUCAUCAUAUCAUUUUUCUAAAUAAUAGUAAUCACUGUUAUUCUGUUAUUUAUAUUUCAUGUUUUUGGACCUUUUUUGUCAUGAGUUUUUAAGAAAACAGAAAAGGCAAUGUUUGUAUCAAUAUAUAUCUCCACCAUAUUUACACCUAGGACAUAUUUUUAAUAUACAUUGCAUUAAAGAAACUUGCUAUUGAAGUUGUAUAUAUUUUAUUGCAACAUCUAUUUAUAGUUAUCUCCCCUUUGAUUUGUUUGGCCAGUUGUGUCCCUUUUUUAAAUUAGCAACUUAAGUUUGAAGUAUUUGACAGUUUUCAUAUUUCAUAUUUAUAAUUUUGUAGCUUCUCUUGUUUAUGAAAUGAGAAGAGCUUGAGCCAGAUUGUUAGUUUAACAGAAUAUAAUUGGUCAAUAAAUGAUUGCAACUUUGAUGUGAAAAGACAGGACAAUCUUUAAAAUGUGUUCAAUUUCUCGUGUUUAAUAAAGUUUUGUGUUCACAUACCAAGGUGUUUAUUCUUUUUAUUUGUUUAUUUAGAAUAUCAUGUUUUAACAAAAGUUUAUAAGUCGUUUGUAUUCACAGUUGUGUCUACUAGGUGGUUAAAACUAAAACAUGUUGAUUUUAAAGUUAAAUGAGGUAUAUAGUAGAUAUGUAAUUUCUCAUAAAGUCCUAGAAUGUUGAUUUGUCCCAGAUUUUGGUCUGCACUGUAAUAUAAAGUUUUAGCUGUUGUUUAAAUUUACAGUUGCAUAGAAUAAUGUUAUUCAACUUCAGAUGUGUUUCAAGAUAGUAAAAAAAAAAAUUGCCACUGAUGAAUAAUUUUUCAAGAAAAAUGUUUUUCUCUCUGUCACAGAAUGCAGGUCAUGCAUGCUUGACUGGUGAUUUUUUUUAUUGUAUAAAAUUUUAGAUGAUUAGGUUCUCAUUACAAAAAAGUAUGGGUCAACUAUAUUUGGUGUAUAUGAUGGGUGCUUAUAGCUUUCAGAUAAAUGUCAGCAGUGACAUAACUCUCUCAUUUACUGAGAUAUCAGCUAUGUUUGGUGUAUAGAAUUGUUAUGAGGUUUAUAUGAUUAACUGUCAUCUCACAUUUACUAGGAUAUCAGCUAUGUUUGGUGUAUAGAAUUGUGAGGUUAAUAUGUCAUCUCACAAUCACUUCAUUUUCAUGGUUCAAUGCUUUAACGUUGAGGUUUCUUAAAUUCACUGGUUUUAGAUUGAUUUGAUUUUUCUAUGUGUGUUAUAGUUUGAAAAACAAGGGGGAAAACACACUUACAACAAUUUAGCAUAGUUAAAAUUUGUUUUUAUAAGUGCAUUUGUUAUUUAAAAGAUUAUAUGUUGAAUAGACGUAUUUACACUUGUAUGCAAAUUUGUCCGCCAUUACAUAACAUCACACAGGUUCCCGUAAACUUUGACUUCAUAAUUCAAAACAUAUGACGUCACAACUAAAAAGUGAUUGUUGCUUGACGUCAAAAGGUUAUUUGGAGGUGAUGUAAGGUCAUUUGGAGGCAAGAUACAGCUAAAUACCAAAAGUGUAAAUACGUUUAUUUGCAUCCCUUUUCCUGGCUACCUUCAUGUUUGAAGUUAAACAAUUGAUAAAUCCUUGUUUUUCAUGUCAUAUUUGUCAUUUAUUUAAGAAAUCAUUGUUAGAUUUUGUAUAUAUAGAAUAUUUUCUGUGUACAUGCAUUAAUUAAUUUAUUACAAAAUUAUAUUAUCUGUUUUGUGAAUAAAAUAUUUAUAAAUCAAAAAUAUUUAAGUUGAUAUAUAUUUAUUUGUAAGAAUUGUUUUAAAGUGAUUGUUCAUGUCAUGAUAUACAAAUAAGGGGGACAACUUGUGUUAAUUGAUUUGUGAUGAAUAUUAAAUGAUACAUUAAUCCAAGUAAGUUAUUCAUGUUUAUUAGUGAUAAGUUUUAGGCAAUCACAGUCAUAUUACUUCCUUGAAAAAGACUGAUUCAAUUUUUCACAUGUGACACUUUUUUCAAUAUUGUCAUCAUUGAAUAUAAAAUACAUUUGGGUAAACUGAAUACAAAACUUUAAAAAUUGGUAAACAGUUAAUGUUUUUAAAGAAUAUCACUUUUUUCCAAUUUUACUUUUUGUUUAAGUUUAUAAUUGCGAAUGAUAAAAAUCUUCAAAAUUCCAUUCUUGAUAUAAAAUACAAAAGUUUUUAACGUAAGAAUAAAUGUCUAUUUGUUAUUCAUCUCAUGUUUGAAUCCUUGUAGUAAUCAUUUUUGUAUUGUCAUGGUAACAAUGAGCAGCAUUUAUCAUGUGAGUUAGAAGGGGAGUUGUGAUUGGUUGUAUGAAUGUUAAGCAUACACCUUUUAUAAGCCAAAACAAACCCCACCUUUGUGUAUGUAUAAAUGAGGAUAAACAUAAUGAAUGAUAAAGAAUUUUUAAAACCUGUAAAUUGAUAAAACCAACAUUGCAAGGAUUGUUUUCUUAAUAUGUGCAAUAAAUAAUGAAAAUAUUGUA
Molecule: messenger RNA, 11059 nt
Organism: Mytilus trossulus (common blue mussel)
Lineage: Eukaryota; Metazoa; Mollusca; Bivalvia; Mytilida; Mytilidae
Product: muscle calcium channel subunit alpha-1-like
Exons: 46
Coding region: 619-6825 (2068 amino acids)
Biological process (GO): calcium ion import across plasma membrane
Cellular component (GO): voltage-gated calcium channel complex; membrane
Molecular function (GO): high voltage-gated calcium channel activity
Source: RefSeq, a predicted model, not a curated record